CUGCUCAGUUUGAAUCAGACUUCAGAGAUAUUCUGAGUGCUCAAAGCGAUACGAGUGCGUGAUCUUACGCUGUGUUUACUACAAGUGUUUCGAUUUUGUGAUUGUAUUGAUAUUAGUGAGUGAAUAUGCCAGGAAAAAUGCCAGCCAUUGGAAUCGACUUGGGAACGACCUACUCUUGUGUUGGAGUAUGGCAGCAGGGGAAAGUGGAGAUAAUUGCCAACGACCAAGGGAACAGGACGACACCCAGCUAUGUUGCCUUCACCGACACAGAGCGACUCAUCGGGGACGCCGCCAAGAACCAGGUAGCCAUGAACCCACAGAAUACAGUUUUUGAUGCCAAAAGAUUAAUUGGAAGGAAAUUUGAUGAUCCGAAAAUUCAAGCAGACAUGAAACAUUGGCCCUUUAAAGUAAUAAGCGAUUGUGGAAAACCGAAAAUUCAAGUAGAAUUUAAGGGAGAAAAUAAGAGAUUUGCACCUGAAGAAAUCAGCUCAAUGGUACUAACGAAAAUGAAGGAGACGGCAGAGGCCUAUCUUGGUGGCCCUGUGAAGGAUGCUGUCAUUACUGUACCCGCAUAUUUCAACGAUUCACAAAGGCAAGCUACCAAAGAUGCUGGGGCAAUUGCAGGCCUUAAUGUUCUUAGGAUUAUUAAUGAGCCUACAGCAGCUGCCCUUGCUUAUGGACUUGAUAAAAAUCUCAAAGGUGAAAGGAACGUUUUAAUUUUCGAUCUUGGAGGUGGAACCUUUGAUGUAUCCAUUUUGACCAUCGACGAAGGCUCUCUGUUUGAAGUUAAGGCGACUGCUGGUGAUACUCAUUUAGGAGGUGAAGAUUUUGACAACCGUCUUGUUAACCACUUGGCAGAUGAGUUCAAGAGGAAGUUCCGCAAAGAUCUGCGAUCUAACCCGAGAGCUCUCCGUAGACUAAGAACUGCGGCUGAGCGAGCCAAGCGAACCCUCUCAUCUAGCACUGAGGCCAGUAUUGAGAUUGACGCUCUCUACGAGGGAAUUGACUUCUACACCAAAGUUUCCAGGGCUAGGUUUGAAGAACUCUGCUCAGAUCUGUUCCGCAACACUCUUCAGCCAGUAGAGAAAGCUCUGAAUGAUGCCAAGAUGGACAAAUCUUCUAUACAUGAUGUGGUCCUGGUGGGAGGUUCAACAAGAAUACCUAAAAUCCAAAGUCUUCUACAGAAUUUCUUUUCGGGUAAACAACUCAAUUUGUCUAUCAACCCAGAUGAAGCUGUGGCCUACGGUGCGGCUGUCCAGGCUGCCAUUUUGUCGGGAGAUCAGAGCUCAGCUAUUCAGGAUGUUCUGCUUGUCGAUGUCACUCCACUCUCCCUGGGUAUUGAGACGGCAGGAGGAGUCAUGACAAAAAUCAUCGAGAGGAACUCAAGAAUCCCUUGCAAGCAGACCCAGACCUUCAGCACUUACGCAGACAACCAGCCAGCUGUCACCAUUCAGGUGUUUGAAGGUGAGCGAGCCAUGACCAAAGAUAACAACCUCUUGGGUACCUUCGACUUGACAGGAAUUCCUCCAGCACCUCGUGGCGUACCAAAAAUCGAUGUCACCUUUGAUCUUGACGCAAAUGGUAUUCUUAAUGUCUCUGCCAAAGACAACAGUUCUGGCAAAUCCAAGAACAUCACCAUCCAGAACAACAAAGGUCGACUGUCGAAGGAGGAGAUUGACCGGAUGGUGAACGAGGCGGAGAAGUACAAGGAGGAGGACGACAAACAACGGGAGAAGAUUGCUGCAAGAAACCAGCUGGAGGGAUAUACCUUCAAUGUGAAGCAGGCCUUGGAUGAGGCAGGAGAGAGGUUGAGCGAGGAAGACAAGACAACAGUGAGACGAGAGUGUGAAGAAACUCUGCAGUGGCUUGACAACAACAGUCUUGCGGAGAAGGAUGAGUAUGAACAUCGCCUGCGGGAACUACAGCGACAGUGUUCUCCUAUAAUGGCCAAACUCCAUGGAGCAGGACAACCCCAGCCUCAAGGACAUCAGAGCAAAACCAGUAAUGGACCCACCAUCGAAGAGGUUGAUUAAGUUAAUGUCAUAUCAAUUUAGAUUUGUAGUUCCUGAUCAAAUUAAAAGUCAUUGUGAUCUUUGUUUUUAAGUAUUGUACAUAAUGUUGUAAAUAAUAUUUAUUUUGUAAAUAUUUUUUGUUUAGUCAAUAAAUUUGAGUAUUUUAUUUUUAA
Molecule: messenger RNA, 2185 nt
Organism: Homalodisca vitripennis (glassy-winged sharpshooter)
Lineage: Eukaryota; Metazoa; Arthropoda; Insecta; Hemiptera; Cicadellidae
Product: heat shock protein 70 A1-like
Exons: 1
Coding region: 126-2033 (635 amino acids)
Biological process (GO): cellular response to unfolded protein; protein refolding
Cellular component (GO): cytoplasm
Molecular function (GO): heat shock protein binding; ATP binding; ATP-dependent protein folding chaperone
Source: RefSeq, a predicted model, not a curated record